Molecule: messenger RNA, 1026 nt
Organism: Saccharomycodes ludwigii
Lineage: Eukaryota; Fungi; Ascomycota; Saccharomycetes; Saccharomycodales; Saccharomycodaceae
Gene: CTK2
Product: Ctk2p
Exons: 1
Coding region: 1-1026 (341 amino acids)
Biological process (GO): regulation of transcription by RNA polymerase II; positive regulation of DNA-templated transcription, elongation
Cellular component (GO): nucleus; cyclin/CDK positive transcription elongation factor complex
Molecular function (GO): cyclin-dependent protein serine/threonine kinase activator activity
Source: RefSeq, a predicted model, not a curated record
AUGUCUAUAGAAAUUGAAAGUCGAUUAAUUUUAUCUAAGCCGUUUCUAUCACGCCAAGAAAUUAAAGAAGCACAAGCCAAAACUAUAAGCGACAGAAGAAUAUAUAAUCAUAAAAGGUUACAAUGUUUUAAAAUACUGAGUAGCAUGUGUAUCUCACUACAGUUCCCUAGGAAAACAUUAGAAUGUGCAAUGUAUCAUUAUCAAAGAUUCUAUCUUUAUAAUGUAUUUGAAUCUGAAUUUUCUACCGAUGUGGCUAUUGCAGCGAUAUUUUUAAGUUGCAAGCAAACUGAAACAAUGAAAAAAUUAACUGAUUUGAUCAAUGUUUUUUUUAAGGUGACAAAGUCCAGCAGUGGCAAGCCUAUUAGUGGAAAUAAUAGUAGUAGUGAUGCUAGUAACAACAUGAAUCCUUUGCUGGCUGAUGAUAUGAAGAAGAAAGUUGCCGCGCUUGAAUUGAAAAUUUUAGAGGCAUCUUCAUUCGACCAAAGAUUAUUUAAUGUUUCAAUAGGCGACUGUAUUAUUAAGUUUAGUUCCAAGUUUAAUUAUACCAGAGAAGAAGCAUAUUUAUCGUGGAUUAUGGGAUAUGAUAUCUUAAAAUUAGAAAUACUUUUACUAGCACCUUCACAUACAAUUGCUCUAAGUAUUUUGAAAAUCUGUAAAAUGCUAGUGGACAACAAGAAUAGUGACGGUAGUGUUAAAAAUACCACUAUAGUGGAGGAUAAUUUGGAGAGUUUGCAUUCUGAUAUAACAACUUUUAAAAAAAGUUGCAACGAUAUUUUAAAUUAUUAUAUUAACGUAUAUGAUGUAUGUGAAUUAAGGUUUGUGAAUCCAGAAUAUAAAAAAGAUGAUUUUAUUGCUAUAAAGGACAAAUUAAAAUAUCACAUCGACGUACCGCCUGAUAUCGCCACUGCUACACAAUCAUUCCACGUACCACUUGAUACAGCAAGCGAGACUCGGUAUGUUGUUCAAAGGAAAAGGUAUAACAACGAGGAAAGUAAGAUAAUGAAAAAAACUAAAAAAUUGGAGUAG